AUGUCCCGUCGCCAAAUAUGCCAAGCAGCCUUGGUGUUGCAGAUACUCAUCCCAUUCUCAUCUGGAGAAUUCUUUGACAACAACGCUGAUGCCCUUCGUGAACUCGAUAUUCCCGUUGCGAGAUCUGUUCACACACUAAACCCGCUUGGCAAGCGUGAUUCGGACAACUCGAUUGCCACUCGAUCCGUCGGCAAACACAUCGACCCCACGCGAACUAUCCUUGACGGAACGCGCUAUGCCCUUGAUGUUACGAUCGCCGGAAAGACUUAUGCGGUUGAAUUUGAUACCGGAAGCAGCUCGUUCUGGCUACCCAGUGCCAACUUCACAUGUUUCAAUAUAACCAACCAAGUGCAACCUCAGUCCGCAUGCAGCUUUGCAUCGGUGGGUCCUGACCACUAUACUCGGGGACUAGUAGCAAAUACACACUUUAACUUGACAUAUCUCAGCGCAGAAUUUGUCAGGGGCUCUGUUGGUCUCGAAGAUGUGACCAUCGCAGGAUUGACCGUCCGGAAUCAGCAUAUGUCGCUGGCGGACGAAGUCUGCCUUGACACUGCGAACAACAUGACUAGUGGAAUUAUCGGAAAUGACUCAAGCCUCGAUAACAAGACGGACCCAAAUCACACCUGGAUUCCCACCAAAACUUGGCUCCAAAAUGCAGUCGACCAGGGCUUAUUGGAGAGACCAAUAUUCUCAGUCAAUCUUGGCAACAGAACAGAGAACGCUGCAAAUCUGAGCGUAUCUGGAUUUGUGGCUGUAGGAGGUGCGCCACUUGACGGACUUCCCUUUACUGGAGUCUGGGCCCAGUCAAAAGUCAGACCUACGACGUAUGCGCCCUGGGGUGUGAAGAAUAAGUACACUCAUUGGAACGUUAGGCCAGAUGGAUUCAGGGUCAACCAGACCUUCAUACCAUGGGUUCCCGGUGUCUUUGUCGACGGCGAAGAGAUCUUCACUAUUACCGAUACUGGGACCCCGUGGAGCUAUAUCACCGACGAGACUGCGAAAGCCAUUGCCGAAGCGAUACAGCCUCCAGCGUAUUACUCGAUGUACGACAGUGCGUAUGUCGCCAAUUGCAAUGCCACAGUCCCUGAAGUAAGCCUUCGCAUCAAUGGUACGGAUCUACCAAUCAGCAAGAGAGACAUACUCCUUGAUGGCUGGCUUGGUCAGGCCAACGAUUCGACUGUGCUGUGCUGGCUUGGCUUUCAGCCUAGCUUGCAGCCAAAAGCAGGUGGCACUGCACCCUUUCUCUUAGGAGCUACCUUUCUGAGGAAUGUAUUGGCUGUACAUGACGUGGGAAAUUUCAGGAUGCUGUUCGCUUCGCUCAAAUGGUGA
Bipolaris oryzae ATCC 44560 is the source of this 1329-nucleotide messenger RNA. RefSeq lists its product as uncharacterized. Gene Ontology annotation, biological process: proteolysis. Gene Ontology annotation, molecular function: aspartic-type endopeptidase activity. The transcript is spliced from 4 exons. Bases 1 to 1329 code for a protein of 442 amino acids. Gene Ontology annotation, cellular component: fungal-type vacuole. Lineage: Eukaryota; Fungi; Ascomycota; Dothideomycetes; Pleosporales; Pleosporaceae. The record is from RefSeq and is a predicted model, not a curated record.